AUGAAUUUAGGAAUACGGCCAUUUGCCAAUGUUCUUGUUGCGGAUUUUCUUAGGGAUGUUGAACGAGAUGCAGAAUUCGCACGACAAGAAUUUCGUCGUCCAUUGGAUCCUUUUGAAUUACCCGAUCAUCAAUUUGUUCAAAUUUAUCGUCUUAAUAAAGAAAUGGUGGACAAUAUAAUUGAUGGAAUGGAAAAUUUUGUACCACAAAGAAGAGUUUCAGCAAUUGAUGUUUCUACAAAAGUUUUAACAGCAUUGCGGUUCUUUGCUUCGGGCAGUUAUCAAAUGGAUAUAGGGAAAAGCAUUUUUUCAAAUAUUUCUCAACCCUCUGCCAGCAGAUGCAUAAACGAUGUUACGCAAUUUUUCAAUACAAGAGAUAUUUUCCAGGAAUGGAUUCACUUUCCGCGAAAUUUCGAUGAAUUAAACACUGUUCGAGGAGGGUUUUAUGAAAAAUACGGGUUCCCAGGAAUUGUGGGAUGUGUGGAUGGAACACACGUGGCUAUUUAUCCACCAAAUAUUGCUAAUGCUCUAUAUCCCGAAAAUGAUUACGUCAACAGGAAAAAUUACCAUUCGAUCAAUACUCAAUUGAUCUGCGAUAGCAACAUGAGAAUAUUGCACGUAAAUGCCCGAUAUCCAGGAAGUACCCAUGACUCUUUUAUAUGGCAAAAUAGC
This is a messenger RNA of Leptopilina boulardi, 669 nucleotides long. RefSeq names its product putative nuclease HARBI1. The annotation marks the transcript as partial. The transcript has 4 exons. The record is from RefSeq and is a predicted model, not a curated record. NCBI's taxonomy places the organism in Eukaryota, Metazoa, Arthropoda, Insecta, Hymenoptera, Figitidae.